AAUUUCAGCGCUCACGCAGAGAUGAGGAGCGCUGCUCCCUGAUGAGAAGGAACCUGGCUGCAACGCUGGCAGUCCGGCUCCAACUGCUCAGGCUGGGGGCACCUUUUGUGGACUGAAGUUUCAGAAAGGUCAAACAAAGCUGAUUGGUUGGCCCAAUUCAACCAGCACCAAGUUCUACCACUGGUCUGGAUGUUGUGAAAGGAAACGUGACACUUUAUAUACACGCACACAUAUAUGUAUAUACACUGUACCUGAGUUUGUUGGUAGUGAGCUAUCAUAUACGCUCAAGAAUGUUUCAGACGUUUAAAGACUGGUUUUGGUUGGAAAGAUUCUGGCUUCCUCCAGCAAUAAAGUGGUCAGAUCUUGAAGAUCAUGAUGGACUCGUCUUUGUAAAGCCCUCUCAUUUGUAUAUGACAAUUCCGUAUGCAUUUGGCUUGCUGAUUAUCAGACAUUUCUUUGAAAAAUUUAUUGCCACACCUCUAGCAAAAGCAUUUGGCAUCCAAGAGGAAGUUCGAAAGAUUAUACCAAACACUGUGUUAGAGAAUUUUUUCAAACAUUCUUCAAGGCAGCCAUCUGAAGAUGAUAUUUAUGGACUGGCAAAGAAGUGUAACUUGACAGAGCGCCAGGUUGAAAGAUGGUUUCGGAGUCGGCGGAAUCAAGCGAGGCCUUGCAGGAUGAAGAAAUUCCGGGAGGCUUGCUGGCGAUUUGCAUUUUACUUAAUGAUUACUAUUGCUGGAAUUGCAUUUCUUUAUGAUAAACCUUGGGUAUAUGACCUCGGAGAGGUGUGGAAUGGGUAUCCCAGACAGCCCUUGCUACAAUCCCAGUACUGGUACUACAUCCUGGAGAUGAGUUUUUAUUGGUCUCUCUUAUUUAGCCUGGGCUCUGAUGUCAAGAGGAAGGAUUUUCUAGCUCAUGUCAUCCACCACCUGGCUGCUAUUAGUUUGAUGAGCUUCUCUUGGUGUGCUAAUUAUAUUCGCAGUGGGACCCUGGUCAUGAUUGUGCACGAUGUGGCAGACAUUUGGCUGGAGUCUGCUAAAAUGUUUUCUUAUGCUGGAUGGAAGCAGACCUGCAACACCCUGUUCUUCAUCUUUUCUGCCAUAUUUUUCAUCAGCCGUCUCAUCAUUUUUCCCUUUUGGAUUUUGUAUUGCACGCUGGUUAUACCUAUGCUCUACCUCGAGCCUUUCUUCUCCUACAUCUUCCUCAACCUGCAGCUCAUGGUCCUUCAAGUUCUUCACCUUUACUGGGGUUACUUCAUCCUGAAGAUGCUCAAAAGAUGUAUAUUCACGAAGAACAUCCAGGAUGUGCGGAGCGAUGACGAGGAUGAGUACGAAGAAGAGGAAGAAGACGAGGGGAAGGACAAGGCCACCGAAGGCAAAGAGAAGGACUGCGUGAAGAACGGCCUCGGGGCCCACAGGAGCCUCAUCCCCAACGGUCAGCAUGGCCGCUAGCUUGAAGCCCACCUAGGUCCUGGGGACCGUGUGUGACAAGGGCUGCUGGAAGCCAGAGGCGCUGCCCCCGUCACCGUGGCCCACAGGACUCACAGGGACCCCAGAUUCUACCUUCCCUCUUUCUAACUCCCCCUUAAGAUGUAUUUAACAACAUGUUGUUGGAUUGUGUUAAAAUGUUAAAUAUAAGCAUACCCAUGGGUUUACUGCAGUUAGGACUCAGACUGGUCAAAGAUUUCAAAGAUUUCUCCAGAGAACCGUUUCGGUUCUGAUUGUGUUCAUUCAUUGGAGACGGUGGCGUUUUCAGGAGCUCACUUCGUUGUAGGCCGUUUUGCUCCCUGCCUUGCCCAUCCUCAGAGAGAGCAAGAAGUGCUAAGUUAACCCACUUUCUCUAGAUGUGUUUGGCCACAGAUUACAGCUCAUUUCUCAAAAAUGACUUAGAGGUAGCAAGGGAAUAGGGGCACAAAGACCAAACCAGGAGACCUGGCUUCCCAGGCGCAGGGGCCACUUUCUGCCAUGGGCCUUUUUUAAACCUUCCAAGCCUUGGUGCCUCAUCUUUCCAUUGGGAAAAACACCUGGCCCACCUACCUCACAGGGCUGGAGUAAGGCUCCAGUGACAUAAUGGAAGCAAAAGUGCUUACUGUCAACUCUGAUGCCAUUGUUACCUGACCCACUUUUCACAAGAUUCCAGCUCUGUUUGGGGGAGAGAAACUGGCUAAGCCUGGCAGUGAAUGGGCCUGAAGGAAAGACACUGUCUUAGAAAAAUCCCCAUUAAAUGUGUCUGGAGAUACCUGGAAAUGCAAAUACCCAGAACGCUGUUUCUGUUUUACUUGGAAGCUCUUUAUUUGUUAGCUCCCAGGGGUAAUCCUCAAAUUCCCUGGGAAUUCUCCUCCCUCAGGCCCAAUGGCCAAAGGGACAAGGGGUUUGGGCCCUAUUUCUUUUUGUUUUUUGCUGAUCUCUCAUUCUUUUCUUCUCUAAAAGGAAAGCUUUCCUGCUGCUGCCCUGAGCCCUUCCUUCUGGCCAGCAGAGCUACCCAGCAGGUCAUAGGUCCCACGUGGGGCCUGUGGGGGAGUCAGACAGGUCAGGUUGGUCACUGAGCCAUGAUCACCCAGGAAGCCUGAGUCUCUGGGAAUAUAUGACAUGCACAUGAGCUCCUGGCCAAAAGGAAAUCUAGGAAACAGCAGGAGGAUGCUACACAAUUCAUCUCUGCUUUCCAACCCACUCAGACUGCAAAAUAGUAAAAGAGAACCAAAGAAAGGCUGAAAAAUACCCCUGAAACUGUCCAAGGACAGGUGCUAGAGUCAGUGACAGCUCCUGGGGCCACCUGCGUCUCUGGAAGGAUAGAGAGGGCCUAGGGGCUCAGUAGCUGCUCUUGUCCCCACAGGGGGCACACCUCCUGAGCCCAGCAUGCUGGGAGGCCUGGGGGACUUCUUAGGUUUCCACUGACUAAGGAGAGACAGAGCUGGCAGAAGAAGAGCCUGAGCAGCAUAUGCACCCCUACCCCCACCCCAGUUUCUCAUAUUUUUUGGUCACACUGUACACCUUCGUCUUGUUUCACUCAGGGCCCGUAUUUAAAGCCAAGGGACAGCUAGGACUAUGGGCAUCAGUAAAGCGUCCACAUAGGCUCCACCGACACGGGCUGUGGCCCCUGGGGCAGGACGGCACUGUGCGCAGUAAAGGUAUCUGAAUUUUUUGUUUAUUACUAAAAAGAUGUUUUUAAAACCUCCAGGUUAAACCAAAACCCUUUAGAAUUCUUCCCCCAACCGAUCUCCUUUUGAGGAAUCACUAGAACAACAGAAAAGUAUGUGUCACGUUUUCUCUACAUAAUAACAUUUGCUUUUAUGAGUACAGUGCAUUAUAGAUAUAAUGUUAUAUUAUAAUAUAAAGUGCCUCCACUCACUUAAGGGCAUAGUUGCUGAGUUAUUAUUGUUUUGGUGGAAGGAGAGCACACUAAGAUAUUGUUUUUUAAUGUUUUUAGGUAGAAAAAUAGCAGAGUAUUUUUUCUUUGAUUUAUUUUGGUCUUGUCUCUGUACCAAAUAUCUUCUUGCUUAAGGUAAAAAUUUGUGUAUUUGCUUCUCUACCCUCCAGUUCUUUUUUUCUUAUUUGAAUGUUGAAGGUGAAAUUGAUAUGCCAGUUUCAACCAUCUCUAAUACAGCUAGAAGCACUAACCUGCCUCUCAAUAGGUAGAUAGGCAUGUUUGUAACAUACUUUAGGGCUUUCAUGGUUGGUUUUAAAGUAACCUCUCUAUCUAUAGGAAACAAGGGCUCAUACUAUGCCAGAUGACUUUAAAGAAAUGUAGUUCACUGUGCCACCUAUAUUGUUUUAAUGGUAAUGACUUGUAGUGAAAUAAAGACAGGAUCCAGCAUA
This is a messenger RNA of Miniopterus natalensis, 3812 nucleotides long. RefSeq names its product ceramide synthase 3 (gene CERS3). NCBI's taxonomy places the organism in Eukaryota, Metazoa, Chordata, Mammalia, Chiroptera, Miniopteridae. Gene Ontology annotation, biological process: ceramide biosynthetic process. Gene Ontology annotation, molecular function: sphingosine N-acyltransferase activity; DNA binding. Gene Ontology annotation, cellular component: membrane. The record is from RefSeq and is a predicted model, not a curated record.